Molecule: messenger RNA, 1190 nt
Organism: Herpailurus yagouaroundi (jaguarundi)
Lineage: Eukaryota; Metazoa; Chordata; Mammalia; Carnivora; Felidae
Gene: TAGLN
Product: transgelin
Exons: 5
Coding region: 145-750 (201 amino acids)
Molecular function (GO): protein binding
Source: RefSeq, a predicted model, not a curated record
GAGCCAGCGGGGGAGGCUGACAUCACCGCGGCAGCGGCCCUUUAAACCCCCCACCCAGCCGGCGCCCCAUCCUGUCUGUCCAAGUUCAGACACGGAGAGCUCAUUCCCGCCUGCGAGUCUCGAGGAACUCCUCUCUCCCUCAACAUGGCCAACAAGGGUCCUUCCUAUGGCAUGAGCCGCGAAGUGCAAUCCAAAAUUGAGAAGAAGUAUGACGAGGAGCUGGAGGAGCGGCUGGUGGAGUGGAUCAUAGUGCAGUGUGGCGCAGACGUGGGGCGCCCGGACCGUGGGCGCCUGGGCUUCCAGGUCUGGCUGAAGAACGGCGUGAUUCUGAGCAAGCUGGUGAACAGCCUGUAUCCUGACGGCUCCAAGCCGGUGAAGGUGCCCGAGAACCCUCCAUCCAUGGUCUUCAAGCAAAUGGAGCAGGUGGCUCAGUUCCUGAAGGCGGCUGAGGACUAUGGGGUCACCAAGACUGACAUGUUUCAGACUGUUGACCUCUUCGAAGGCAAAGACCUGGCAGCGGUGCAGAGAACCCUGAUGGCUCUGGGCAGCUUGGCAGUGACCAAGAACGACGGGUACUACCGUGGAGAUCCCAACUGGUUUAUGAAGAAAGCCCAGGAGCAUAAGAGGGAGUUCACAGAGAGCCAACUGCAGGAGGGCAAACAUGUCAUUGGCCUACAGAUGGGCAGCAACAGGGGGGCCUCCCAGGCCGGCAUGACAGGCUACGGACGACCUCGGCAGAUCAUCAGUUAGAGGGAGAGGGCCAGCCCCCAGCCCUGUCCUUCCCCGGCUCGUCGGCUGCAGCCAUCCUGCCUAGCCCGCCUCACCCGCACCCGUGUAGUUCCUCAGCCCCGGCCAAGCUUCGAGGCCUGUCACCGAGCAAAGGUGACCGCACUUGGGCAGCUCUCCCCCACCCCUCAGCCUCAGCCCAAUUUCUUACCCCCAAGCACCACUCCCCUGACCCUCCUCCCAGCUCCCCCGCCGUCUCCCACCGUCUCACCCCAUCCUGGGCCGGGCAGGGGGGACGUGGGCUGGGGGUAGCCUGGGCGGGGGGCAAGUCCACUAGCCUCCUUGGCAACAGACGCCUAUUGAAGGUAAUCCUGCCCAACCUCCCUCCAUUUAUUUUUUUUCUGGAAUAUUUUGGGGGUUGAAAUUCAGAAAGGAAACAAAUAUAUACAUCAAUCUUUUCUCAG